AUGCCUCCGAAGAAGUCCAGAGCCAGGCUGGAUGCUGUAUACAAGUUUCCGGAUGGAUUCAUCAACUUGUCAGUGAAUUUGAACAAGCUGUUCUUCAAACCGCAACCAGAAACCCUUAUAGAAGAUCAAAUAGUUGUCAUAGAGAAAUUCUUUGCAAGCGAUCUUUGCAAUGAGUUGAUACGCUCUUUCGAGAAGCAGCUCACUUUGGAAACAACCCCUAUUAUCAAGAGUAAGGAGUAUGCUGUGCGUUUCAACGAUAGGUGCUCCUUGACAGACUUCAAAUCCGCCGAGAUUCUCUGGAACUAUCUUAGAAGCUUGCUUCUUCAGCAAACUGAAUAUGAAGAUGAAGAGAUAGACAAGAUCAAGGACAAUUUCUCUGCUGCUUGUGGUUUGAAUCCACAAUUAAGGAUAUAUCGUUACCGAAGUGGACACCAUUUCAAUCCGCAUUACGACGAAUCUGUCGUAUGUCCUUUGAACGACAAAGGGACAUCCAAAGGGAAGACCAAAUGGACUUUGUUGAUCUACUUGACAGGAGACGAAGAGUUUAAAGGGGGUGGCACCAUCUUCCAUUCUGAAAUGGGUGGCACGGAGUCACUUAAUAUCCAUCCUGGUAAGGGGAUGGCGCUAUUACAUAAACAUGGAGACGACUGUCUUCUACACGAAGCUGAGUUGGUGAAGUCUGGGGUGAAAUGGGUGCUAAGAAGUGAUGUAGCAUACCCUCUAUAA
This is a messenger RNA of Scheffersomyces stipitis CBS 6054, 726 nucleotides long. RefSeq lists its product as uncharacterized. The record is from RefSeq and is a predicted model, not a curated record. Gene Ontology annotation, biological process: peptidyl-proline hydroxylation to 4-hydroxy-L-proline. Gene Ontology annotation, cellular component: endoplasmic reticulum. Gene Ontology annotation, molecular function: iron ion binding; procollagen-proline 4-dioxygenase activity; L-ascorbic acid binding. The transcript has a single exon. Lineage: Eukaryota; Fungi; Ascomycota; Pichiomycetes; Serinales; Debaryomycetaceae. Bases 1 to 726 code for a protein of 241 amino acids.